CGGCGGAGCUGUCCGCCGAGCGGCUGCUGACGGGCGGCCCGAGGAGAGGGGCCGGGCUGGAAGGCGGUGGCCCCCGAGCAGCGGGAGCCCCCCGCCCCGGCGGCGAGGACAGCUCACGGAGGACAGGUGAAGUAGCUCGGCGCCCUCGGUCCCAGGAGGAUGUGAUCCCUUCCCCUCCGGCCUGCGCUGAGGCACCUCUGGCUGGAAAAGAAAUACCUGGUCUGCAGGUCCAGAAACAACUAAAGAUCUUAUUCCUUUUCUUAUGGCGAGAAAUUGGAUGAACCUUCGGGAUGCGGAAACAGGGAAAAUCCUCUGGCAAGGAACAGAAGAUCUGUCUGUACCUGGAGUGGAGCAUGAAGCUCGAGUUCCUAAAAAAAUCCUGAAAUGCAAAGCCGUGUCUCGGGAGUUAAACUUUUCCUCAGCAGAACAAAUGGAAAAAUUCCGACUGGAACAGAAAGUUUAUUUCAAAGGGCAGUGUCUAGAAGAAUGGUUCUUUGAAUUUGGUUUUGUGAUUCCUAACUCCACAAACACUUGGCAGUCCUUGAUAGAGGCAGCACCUGAAUCACAGAUGAUGCCAGCUAACGUUUUAACCGGUAAUGUUAUUAUAGAAACCAAAUUCUAUGAUGACGAUCUUCUCGUAAGCACUUCCAGAGUGAGACUUUUCUACGUUUGAGAUGGGGCUUUUUGGAGCUGUUUUAGUUUUCCUCCAUACAGUUCUUGGUGCAGAACCCCCCGACUAUCCAGUGGAAGACACUCCUGUAGGCGGUGACCCUGGGGACCAGCUCAACGUGGGUUGUGACCUUUGCCCAUCAGUUUAUUUUGCUUUCUCCUCUGACAAGACCAGACCAAACCCUCAGAGACAGGACCACCUGCUCAGCGGUCCACUGGGGAAUAGAGGCUGUCUCUGAGCACGGGCAAACGAUGGUCGUGCAGAACCAACGCUGUAAAUUAUCUUAGUCUCUUCCUUUGUACUUCUCUGGAGCCGGGUAUAAUCUCCCAUUUCCACUCACACCAAACUCUCAAUGCGUUUCAUUUUUGGAGGAUUAAGUUAACCUUUUCAUUUUUCUCAUGUUGUAGGUUUUUAUCCUUUUCACUGGAUUUCUGUGUAACUGGUCCACACAUCCUCUUACCCUGAACUUGUAAAAUAGACUGUGAUACCACCUAAUGUAAUUAAAACAAAUUUCUCAAUUAAAACAUUCCUACCGUCCAAAGAAGGGAAGAAA
Molecule: messenger RNA, 1223 nt
Organism: Calidris pugnax (ruff)
Lineage: Eukaryota; Metazoa; Chordata; Aves; Charadriiformes; Scolopacidae
Gene: PDE6D
Product: phosphodiesterase 6D
Exons: 5
Coding region: 263-673 (136 amino acids)
Biological process (GO): sensory perception of light stimulus
Cellular component (GO): cytoplasm
Source: RefSeq, a predicted model, not a curated record